Messenger RNA from Exophiala xenobiotica, 2116 nucleotides. RefSeq lists its product as uncharacterized. The record is from RefSeq and is a predicted model, not a curated record. The transcript has 5 exons. Gene Ontology annotation, cellular component: fungal-type vacuole membrane. NCBI's taxonomy places the organism in Eukaryota, Fungi, Ascomycota, Eurotiomycetes, Chaetothyriales, Herpotrichiellaceae. Bases 139 to 1488 code for a protein of 449 amino acids. Gene Ontology annotation, molecular function: transmembrane transporter activity. Gene Ontology annotation, biological process: transmembrane transport.
GCUGUUGCCAGUCACUCAAUGGCAAACACCUUCCGCUACCAUCCAGUAUAGAAAUUGAGCGAUCAGAAGGCCGGCGCGUGGACAAAAGCAGCAGAUUUGAAAGGCUUGGCCGCGGUGUACCCAAGACUUCCAGAGAAUAUGGUGAAGCCCGAUAGCGAAGUCUCGAAGCUUGGAUUGGAAGCUCUUCCAGUCGAAUCGGCACUUCCCACAGAUGUUCCUAUCGAGGAAAAAGCGAUCAUUCCUCCUCCUCCACCGCAGCCAGUGAUCGCUCCUGACGGAGGUGCCAGAGCAUGGCUCCAAGUGUUGGGAUGUUGGCUAGUUUUCUUCAAUGUUUGGGGCACAACAUUUGCUUUUGGCAUGUUCCAGAGCUAUUACGAGCUAGAGUUAUUGCCGAAUAAGUCUUCUUCCACGAUAUCAUGGAUCGGCACCGUUGCAACCUAUCUUCUAAUCGUUGUUGGCGUUAUUUCUGGACCAUUGUUUGAUCUGGGCCACUACCGGACAAUGCUGUUCGGAGGCGCGGCCUUGUCAUCGUUCGGAUUCAUGAUGUUGAGCCUGGCAACUGAAUACUACCAGAUCAUGUUGGCGCAAGGCAUAUGCCUGGGUCUGGGGACCGGAAUCCUGUAUGUUCCGGGAAUCGCACUCGUCAGCCGUUCGUUCUCCAGACGUCGAGCAAUAGCCCUGGGCAUCGUUACUUGUGGUGCACCGUUCGGCGGUAUCGUUUACACCAUCACCUUCGAUCAACUGAUAGAUUCACACGGAUUCGCUUGGACGGUCAGGAUCAUGGGAUUCAUCAUGAUAGCAUCAUACAUAAUUGCAUUUCCCCUGUUGCUAUGGGGAGCUGGCAAUACCGGAGACAUUAGCACCGGCACUGCUCGAAAACUCUUCGACAAAGCUGCGUUCAAGGACUUGCCAUUUUGGUUGUACAGUUGGUCUUGUUUCUUCUUGUUCUUCGGCUAUAUGGUCCCUUUCAUCUACAUACCCAGCUAUGGUCAGAUCAAGUUAGGGAUGUCCCGAUCACUAUCUCUCUACACCAUCGUGAUUGCUCAAGCUGUGUCCAUCGUCGGCCGUCUUCUUGCUGCCUAUAUCGCAUCGCGGAUAGGCGUCAUGAUUCCAUGGCUGAUCAGUGGCGCCCUCUCCGCGGUCAUGUGCUUGGCCUGGGCUGGUAUUCAUGAUACUGCCUCUUUUAUAGCUUAUGCAGCAUUGUACGGCGGCUUCAGUGGGCCCCUUAUCCCCCUACCACCCAGCAUCUUCCCUGUCGUCUGCCCUGACCCGAAGGUGCUUGGGGCUCGACUUGGGAUGGCUCAAGCCAUUGGUGCUACAGCCUCGCUCAUAGGAAGUCCUAUAGCUGGAGCUCUUAUCCGUGACAACGGACGCAAGUAUCUCGGACUACAACUGUUCAGUGGCUUCGUCAUGCUGAUUGGAGCUGGGCUACUGGUGUGUUUGUGGAUGACGCUGGUCAAGCGUAGAAAUUGUAAGGUAUUGAUAUAGUCCAGUGGAUGCACACUUGUGAUCAACUUUGCUGGCGUACUUUAUUGGCACGCCGGGCUCACCGGACAUGGAGGCAAGCAAUCUCUUUCAAGGCGUCCCCUAAUGGCAACGAGAAUCGGCCUGGACCUACCCAGCCUCAUGAGCGCAGCGUCAUUCUACCCAAACUGGAGCUUGUCACCCGCGCCGAAAGCCGCAAGGGCUAGGAGUGCUGGAAACAUGCAGAGAUGUACUUGAACAUUCUCUGUCCUCGGCCUAUCUUACAUAACCACGACAAAAGGUGGUAUACUUAUAUACAGCCUGUACACUGAAGCCGCACAGCACUCAUAUAUACAUGGCAUCACGUCCACCGUUAGGUGUUCCUAUGGCCGUGUUGGCACGACGUCAAGCUUGUGAGAAGUCUGGACUCCCAGGUUCCACUGCUUUCAGUACGGUCGAAGCCUGCCCAAGGCACACAAAUAGUCAAGCUCAGACCCAGCAAGAGCUUGCUUGAAGACGGAUGAUGUUGAGAAGAUCCAGGAUGUCCGGAAACUUGAGUCGCGCCCUAGAUUUGUGUGGACUCGCAACGUCGAUUCUAUUUCGGGUACUUCUUCCAACCUCUUCCGUGGCCACGCUGUAGGAGGGUUGUUAG